Adelges cooleyi (spruce gall adelgid) is the source of this 1113-nucleotide messenger RNA. RefSeq lists its product as uncharacterized. NCBI's taxonomy places the organism in Eukaryota, Metazoa, Arthropoda, Insecta, Hemiptera, Adelgidae. The record is from RefSeq and is a predicted model, not a curated record. Bases 88 to 984 code for a protein of 298 amino acids. The transcript is spliced from 16 exons.
CUCAUUUAUAAGUCACAUGAAGAACAUUUAGCUUCAAAAGUCGAUAAUUGUCUAAGAAAUUCUAUCAGCUCAACAAUUUUAAUAAAAAUGAAACUUUUCUGUUUUUUAUUCACAUUUAUCCUUGUAAGUGUAUCGGCAAACGAUGAUGAUGAUGAGACAUAUAAAAAGAUUGUUUUUCUUACAAAUGCAGCCAUCGAGCAAGCAUUUAAUAAGAAUGAUUUAAUUGUAGGAAAUAAUUCUAGAGCAAAUGGAUUGGAAUAUAUAAUUGAAAAAAUUGUUAAUGAUGAAGGUUCUCCUAACAGGAAUUUCGCCAAAAUCAAUUUGAUGAUCACUGCACCGGAUCAAGUGGACCUUGCCAACAUUGUAACGGCAUUAGCUCGCUUUUUCCCACCGACUGUUUAUGCCGCUCAAUACCAGUUAAAUAUUCGAAAAGAAAUAAAGGAGACAUUGGGCAUUGCUAUUUCUGAUGCUCUAUAUCACGAAGAUUCUGAAGGCUUAAAUUUGACAACCCUUGCAGAACAGAGAAGACGUCGUGUUAUAACAUCUUUAAAAAAUAUAUUCAGACGUAAAUUAGGACCCAAGUAUGACCAAUUUAUGAUGCAACUAAAACUAGAAGUAAGAAAUACAUUAAACAAUGAAGUAAGCGAAGAUUUGGGACGUUUAAAUUUAACAACCCUUGCAGAAGAGAGAAGAGUUACCGGAACAUCUAUAGAAAAUACAAUUAGACGAGGUGUACUAGGAACUGAUACUUCUGAAGUUGUUGAAGAAACAAAUGGAUCUGUCCAUGAUGUUUUUUUAUGGGGGUUGUGUCGUUUGAUAGGACUAUAUAUAAGUGCACAAUUUCCGAGAUCAUACAUAAGAGAGCUUUGGAUUGACCCCGAUAAUAAUACUUGUAACAUGCAUGAUGGAACUAUAGAGAGAAGAUUUAAAAAAAUUAAUGACGUAUGGUGGCAACUAUGUCCAAUUGUUAGAGAAACUGUAUAGUUUAGACCACGAAACAAUGGUAUUAUAUCUUCUAAAAUGAUAUUAUAAUAUUUUUAUUUUAUUGUAAUAAUAUUUUCAUAAUGCAUUAAUGUAUUAUUUCUUACUGCACUAAUAGCUGUCAACUAAUUU